ACUGGGUCUUUGAGGAGAAUUAAACUAUCUAUAUCUUAAUAGGGUUUUGUUCCCUUGUUCUGAUAUUGAGGAUCAAUUGGAGAGGAAUCAGUGAGGAAUGGAAUCAACGACGAGGUCAAGAUGGAAAGCAAAAAGCUUCGCAGAGAUAGCUGAAGCCAACCCCAUGUCCGGAAUCAUCAUCAAGCUCCAGGCCUCUCUAUCCGAGUCUCAAGCGCAAGCCAUGCUGUUGGAUUGCAGUGACGCGCUGCUUGAAGCCACGCCAGAGCUAUCAGACUUACUGAACCGCGCCUGCUUUGGCAAGCAAAUCAAUACAUACGACAGUGGUAAGCAGUGGUUCCAGUUGGGUCCUGAAGAAGCCUUCUAUUUGCAUCAUGCUCUGCAUUGCUCAACAAUCAAUGGAGAGACCGGGAAUGCCAUGAAUGCAGUGGAGGUCUGGGAAUGCAUGGUCUCUAGGAACAAGGCAUUCCCUUGGCUUUACACUGCUUAUGCUCAUCUUCGAAGAAAGAAUUGGGUAGUGCGUUCAGGUCUUCAGUAUGGUGUUGAUUUCGUGGCGUAUCGGCAUCACCCGGCGCUUGUUCACUCGGAAUUUGCAGUGCUUGUGCUCUCGGACGAUGACGACGGUGAGUCUCGUCUGCGAGUUUGGUCUGACUUGCAAUGCAGCCUGCGUGUUUGUGGUGGUGUUGCAAAGACAUUGCUAGUUCUUCAUGUCAUCAAGUGCUCAACAAAGAACGAGCUUGAUUCACGUCUUCUUUAUGGUUGGGAUGAAUACACAGUCAUUGAAGAACGGACAAUUACUCGAUGGGUGCCGGAGCAUUGCCGCGAAGCCCAUGCAUCGGAUGGUGGUGCUACACAGUGAGCUUCAUGCUGUGCUUGAAUAUCAAACAUUGUUGGAAGCCUUCUUUGCCUUCUUUGCAGUGCUAAUUAUGUUUUCAGACUAUGUUAGCAAGGGCCAUACCAUUUGGAUUUAAAACUCAUGAAGAUUUUUAAGAUAAAUUUUUUUAUUUCUCCA
Molecule: messenger RNA, 1009 nt
Organism: Dioscorea cayenensis subsp. rotundata (Guinea yam)
Lineage: Eukaryota; Viridiplantae; Streptophyta; Magnoliopsida; Dioscoreales; Dioscoreaceae
Product: probable tRNA-splicing endonuclease subunit Sen2
Exons: 2
Coding region: 98-856 (252 amino acids)
Biological process (GO): tRNA splicing, via endonucleolytic cleavage and ligation; tRNA-type intron splice site recognition and cleavage
Cellular component (GO): tRNA-intron endonuclease complex
Molecular function (GO): nucleic acid binding; tRNA-intron lyase activity
Source: RefSeq, a predicted model, not a curated record